AUGUGGCAGGUGACCUCACCUGCACUCGGCUUCCUCCUGGGUGAAAUACCAGAAGCCCACCCCCUGGAGUGCUCCGAAGGCGCCCGAAGCACACCCCACCUCACCAAGUUCCUCUGCGGCUCCGGGCACUGUGCAAGCUGUGACAGACGACCGCCCAGAGAACUGGCUGCCGCAUGUCCUGGGGAGGAGGAUGGGAUAAACAGGACUGGAGGGUGGGCAGAGGCCAGUCUCGACUCCAUCAAGGCGAGAGCACUCGUGGAAAAUGUGGAUGACCGUCCUGACAGGGUCGGCCUGUCCGGAUCAAAUGAGGUCGCCCGCAGGAAAGUGCUUCGCCCCGGGCUCCUGGAGGGCUGA
This is a messenger RNA of Rangifer tarandus platyrhynchus (Svalbard reindeer), 354 nucleotides long. The record is from the annotation of a GenBank genome assembly. NCBI's taxonomy places the organism in Eukaryota, Metazoa, Chordata, Mammalia, Artiodactyla, Cervidae.